UGAAAACGAGAGUUCUCUCUCAACUCUCAUUCUCUUUGAAACGAAAAACCCACACCUCUCAAUCUCUCACUUUCUCAAUCAAUCGCGCUCAUCAAUCUUUCUCUGUCACUCUCUCAGUUUUAGGAUGGAAGUCAACACUGAGGCUGCUGCAACUGGAAGCAGCAUCGAAACAACACCAACAAGCACAUCAUCGGCUCUUGUUUCAUCUGAUAAACCUCCGUUUGCUCAAGUUCAAUCUACCCAAGUUUCUGCUCAGGUUCAACCUACUGAUGCAGCAAGCAGUCAACUUCCUCUUGCUGAUACUGAAAGCAAGAAAAAGAACAAGAGCAUAGCAUGGGAUCACUUCACCAAUCUAUUGAAUCCUGAUGGUUUAAAGAUGGAGAAGCCUCGAGCCAAGUGUAAUUACUGUCCCCAGACAUACUUUGUGCACUCGAAGUCGAAUGGGACUACAAGCAUGAAGAAUCACAUGCUCUAUCAAUGCAAGAAGUGUCCCCUCUACAUCCCGGCAAAAAAACAGAGACAUCUAGCAUUUGAUUCCGUUGAAAAUGGUGAAACUAUGAAAGCUUUUAGUUAUAAUGAAGAUGUAGCUAGGAUUGCACGUGCUAAGAUGGUUAUUAGUAUGGGUCGUCAACAGGCCGAGCUGGGCUGGUUCAUAGCCCUUACAAUUCUUUUACAUAAUGACGGGCUAGGCUUUAUUAUAAAUUUCAAGAUCCAAGCCCGUCCAUAUAAACCGGGCCUUGCGGGUUUUUUUUCGAGUCAGGUAGCCCUCGUUUAUCCGGAACGGGCCCAUAUUCUCUAG
Rosa rugosa (rugosa rose) is the source of this 799-nucleotide messenger RNA. RefSeq lists its product as uncharacterized. Bases 125 to 799 code for a protein of 224 amino acids. The transcript is spliced from 2 exons. Gene Ontology annotation, molecular function: DNA binding. The record is from RefSeq and is a predicted model, not a curated record. NCBI's taxonomy places the organism in Eukaryota, Viridiplantae, Streptophyta, Magnoliopsida, Rosales, Rosaceae.